This is a messenger RNA of Daldinia decipiens, 678 nucleotides long. RefSeq names its product glycoside hydrolase family 61 protein. The record is from RefSeq and is a predicted model, not a curated record. The coding region runs from base 1 to 678 and encodes 225 amino acids. The transcript has 9 exons. Lineage: Eukaryota; Fungi; Ascomycota; Sordariomycetes; Xylariales; Hypoxylaceae.
AUGAAGAACUUCGCCAACAUUGUCGCCGUUGCUGCGCUCGCAGCCAACAGCGCUUCCGCUCAUUAUAUCUUCCAGCAGCUCUCGCUCGAUGCCACUCAAUAUGCCCCGUUCGAGUACAUCCGACAAAACAGCAACUACAACUCUCCUGUUACAGAUUUGGCUUCGAACGACCUGAGGUGCAAUGUUGGUGCCCAGGGUGCCGAUACUAAGACGAUAGACGUGAAGGCCGGUGAAUCAUUCACUUUCACACUUGAUACCCCUGUGUACCACCAAGGGCCGAUCUCCAUCUACAUGUCUAAGGCUCCGGGAGCUGCCUCCGACUACGACGGCAGUGGUGAAUGGUUCAAGAUCAAGGACUUCGCUCCCGACUUCUCGGGUGGCGAAGCUAAGUGGGAUAUGUCCGGCUCAUACUCGUACACCAUCCCAUCGUGUAUUGAGGACGGCGAGUAUCUCUUGCGAAUCCAGAGUCUCGCAAUCCACAACCCGUACCCUUCUGGCAUUCCCCAGUUCUACAUCUCUUGCGCCCAGGUCAAGGUGUCCGGUGGCAGUGGUAGCUACAACCCUACGACUGCGCGAAUCCCUGGCGCUUUCAAGGAGACCGACCCUGGUUAUACCGCGAACAUCUACUCCAACUUCCACGAGUACACUGUCCCCGGCCCUGAGCCCAUGACUUGCUAG